This is a messenger RNA of Cucumis melo (muskmelon), 1415 nucleotides long. Its product is annotated as zinc-finger homeodomain protein 10-like. The transcript is spliced from 2 exons. Gene Ontology annotation, cellular component: nucleus. Gene Ontology annotation, molecular function: transcription cis-regulatory region binding; DNA-binding transcription factor activity. Gene Ontology annotation, biological process: regulation of DNA-templated transcription; regulation of developmental process. The coding region runs from base 185 to 1132 and encodes 315 amino acids. The record is from RefSeq and is a predicted model, not a curated record. NCBI's taxonomy places the organism in Eukaryota, Viridiplantae, Streptophyta, Magnoliopsida, Cucurbitales, Cucurbitaceae.
UAAAAAGAUUUUUAUUAUCUCCUUCCCUUUUUCUCUGUUUUUCUCAGCAUACUCGCUUUCUUCUUCUUCUUCUUCUUCUUCUUCUUCUUCUUCUUCUUCUUCUUCUUCUUCUUCUUCACCAGAGAAGUAAUGAGUAAGGAUCUUAAUUUUUACAGACAGUGUGUGUUUUUGAGAGAUAGUGCCCAUGGAUUUAGCCCCAGCUCCCAUCACUACUAGUAGUAAUAACACUAAAUCCCCCGACGCUGACUCCGAUACUCCGACAAAGAUCCCACCGUCUUUCACCAACGGCGUUCUCAAGCGCCACCACCACCACAAUCACCAUCACCAUCAUCACCAUCGCCCUCCCUCCUCCUCCUCCUCCUCCUCCACGGUUGUUGUUUCUUACAAAGAAUGUCUCAAAAAUCAUGCCGCCACUUUAGGAGCUCACGCCUUGGAUGGAUGUGGCGAAUUUAUGCCUUCCCCUUCCGCUACACCCUCCGAUCCCACUUCCCUUAGAUGCGCCGCUUGUGGUUGUCACCGGAAUUUCCACCGCCGUGAUCCUGAAGAUCCAAUUUCAACUUUAGCUAUCAAUACAGCGCCAACUCAUGUUAUUGAGUAUCAACCUCACCAUCGUCACCACCCACCACCACCGCCACUCGCCGGUAACCGAAGCCCCAAUUCGGCAUCUCCUCCGCCAAUCUCUUCUUCCUAUUACCCAUCUGCGCCACAUAUGUUAUUAGCGCUUUCCGCUGGGUUGUCGGGUCGUCCACCGGAAAAUCACACUCAGGGGAAUAAUUCGGUGCCGACGGUGAGUCCGAACACUCGGAAACGGUUUCGGACGAAAUUUAGUAAUGAACAGAAGGAGAAAAUGCUGGAUUUUGCCGAACGGGUGGGAUGGAAAAUGCAGAAACGAGAUGAUGAUUUGGUUCGAGAUUUUUGUAAUCAAGUUGGAGUUGAAAGAGGGGUUCUUAAAGUUUGGAUGCAUAACAACAAGAACACCAUGGGAAAAAAGCCUGAUUCCAAUGGCGACGUUACCGCCACCGCCAUUGCCACCGUCGCCGCAGCCAUCGCCACCGUCAACAAUCAUGAAGAUGAACCAGAUGGGGGCUUACAUAUGCAUAUUGGCUCAAAUGGGUCAUCUUCUUCUUCUUGAUCUGCUCUUCUCCCAAGUAAUUAAUUAAUAAAAACUCCAUCAUCAUCAUCAUCAUCAUCAUCAUCAUCAUCAUCCCCCGAUACGGAAAUCCAAGCUAGGUAGCUCUAGUUUUUCUUUUUCUUUUUUCUUUUUUCUUUUUUUCUUUCCUUAAUUUUUUAGUUUAGUGUUGAAUUUAAUGAAUUAAGAGAUGACUACUGAGAUGAAAUUAUUAAUUAAGAACAGAGAGAAGAGUAAAAAAAACAUUAAUCAAUCAUUAAUCCUUAUUAAUUACUUUAUUUUCCUC